AUGAACCACCAGCAGGAGGAGGAGGACGAGUCCCGCCACCUCCUUAUUCAAAGCUUGAUAGAUAAUGAUACUACCCACCACGGCCUCUGGGAGGAGCGACACCAGAACUACCCCGUCCGCCGCUACGAGCAGCAUGGCCUCCUCAAUCGAAACACGGUGCCAUACAAUGCUAACAACCCUCACCAGCUCCAGAACAUCCACCAGCAAAAUCAGGGACUCCUUCAGGUUGACCGGAACAUGGUGGUAGAUAAUAUGAACCACCACGUCCAACGCCACCGGGGGCUGCAGCAGAACCUCGUCCACCAGAACACGGCGGUACAGGGUAUUAACAUUCAGCAGCAGUACCAGAACUUCAACCAGCCAUGGUACACGAGGCUAAAUAAUACAACAACCAGCUCUCAGCAGCAGCAGAAUCAUGUUCCGAUUCAGCAAUUCCCUCAGAACCAGCACAAUCUAUUAAUGUCUAAUAAUGCUGCAGUUGUUCCACCGAAUGGCGAAAACAUAAUUCGGAAUCUUCCUGCGGGCUAUAGAUUCGUACCCUCAGACGAAGAAUUGGUAAAUAAAUACCUAAAGAACAAGGUUGAGAACAAACCCUUACCUUGUAACGGGCUUAUUCAUGAUGUCCAGAUCUACGACUCCAAUCCUUACGAACUCAUCGGUAUGUUUCUCUCUGAAUAUAAUGCUUAA
Molecule: messenger RNA, 687 nt
Organism: Fraxinus pennsylvanica
Lineage: Eukaryota; Viridiplantae; Streptophyta; Magnoliopsida; Lamiales; Oleaceae
Source: the annotation of a GenBank genome assembly